Messenger RNA from Coniosporium apollinis CBS 100218, 1803 nucleotides. RefSeq lists its product as uncharacterized. The transcript has 2 exons. NCBI's taxonomy places the organism in Eukaryota, Fungi, Ascomycota, Dothideomycetes. The record is from RefSeq and is a predicted model, not a curated record. Bases 1 to 1803 code for a protein of 600 amino acids.
AUGUUGGUGAUGGACCCACAGACAGCCGCUUUUACACCCCGAGACGAGCUCUGGCGCAUCCAGUCCGACAUGCUUCGAGUCCACCAAACUCAAUCAGACCACGCCGAACGUCUGUCACGGCUUGAACGACGUCAAGAGGAGGAUGUCCGGUUGAAAUCAGUCUGGGGCUCAUCCUCCCCUUUCCCGAGCGUCUUGGGCGGCACGCCUCAGCAUGGGCCGAUCCAGCAACCUACAGCAGACGCCUUCUCCGGCUUCGAUGACCAGCAAAGUACCUUAAUCGGGAGCUUACACCUCGAUGCGGAUGACGAGCCCAGACGGAUAGGUGCAUCAUCGAGGGCGAACAGCGUCCGAUUUGAUGAAAGCGCUAACCAGGGCCACUGGGCACACGCUUCGAGGACCUCGGUGGAUCUCAUUCCAAGGACAGGUAGUGGGCUUGGCGGACAUGCCAUGAUUGAGCGAACGUACUCGCACAAGUCGGAUGGACGCCAAAGCUCCGCAGGUCAAUCGGUCCAUUCAGCAACGUCGGGACGUGCCAACAGCCUUGGCUUGGACACAGCUUUUGGUGUUCAGUCUGCCCCGUCGCCUAUGGACGUACCCGGUCUGGCUCCUGGCCUAUUCAUCCUGGGCUCCGUUCCUUCAAUUAUACGAUGUUGGCUAAGCACGAAGUUCAAGCACGACACGCUCCUUUACGCUGCCGUAUGCACCGGCUCAUACACCUCAUUCAUUGACAUUCGCUUGGUUGACCAUCUUGGCUUUCGUGACCAGGUUACCCGGGAGACUGACGGCAACCGCAGAAUCAAGCUCGCAAUGUAUCUGCCUGAAGCAGUGCCCCAUCCAGCGUCUUCUCGCUCAAACAGCCCCGCGCCCCAGCUACCAUCCCUGACCGUGGACUUCACUGUCGUCGAUAGGACAGGGGCCGAUGGAGAUUCUAAAGCAAUUCAAGUAUUCAUUGGCUCUGAUAUGUUGAGGGCCCACAGUGCAGAUAUUCUGUUCUCUUCCAACACUCUGACACUCUUCGAUGACGACCGCAGUAAGCUAUCCAUACCGCUUGUCCGACCCGAAGACGACCGCACUUUUAAAAGUCUCUACAUCACCAGUGGUCCUGUGCCAUCCGAAUCGGCCCUGAAAGGACUCGGACAAACACCUGAACCGCCUUCUGCAGUCGAAGAUACAGUCCGUCCAGAGGAAAUUCUACCUUCAGCACCUGCAAUUGUGCCCGAGUGGAGAACUUCUUCACCCGCUGUUAGGGAUCUCCCUUCACCGAAAUCCGAGGCAGAGCCAAGUGUAGCACAGACUAGAUCCGCCGCAAGCGAAAUUAGUCAAGUGGACCUGCCGAGCCGUCGGAAUCUUGAUCAUCGACCUCUACUAGGUCCCCUUCACACGAAGGCUGAGGCAAAGGACAAUGCUGAGUCGAGUUCUACAAGUAACACGCUGUCCCGGUCAGGCUCGUCGCCCGCCAUCUGGAGCAACUGGCGGCGAGACGACAGCAAACCCAACGCUAGUACAGGAGCAGGUUACCAACGGCGGGAUCAGGGCAUCAAGGUCCUCAAGCCAGUGAGGUCCACUUCACGGGUCUUGUCUGGCGGCACCGGUUCCCCAGCGUCCGGUCAGUCUCGCUUCUUCGAUGAUGGCCGGCGAAGGACGAGCGUUGUCUCUGCCAAUGAGGCAGGGGAUGCGCAGACCAAACUCGGCGUUGUAGGCGACAAGGCGAAGGAGAAUGGUGCUGCUACCAACAAGCCAAGGCCAACGAAUGUUAUUGGUAGCGCUUUCCCUUGGCUGAACUCUGGUGGACAAUCGAAGUGA